AUGGUCUUCGGCAGCACACAAAACGAAGGCGAUGCGCCUGGACAGUCGCGACUAGGAGACGGCAGCGGUGGCUUACACGACCUCAAGGUCAAAGCGGUUCAUUUGAAGCACAAGCUCGGCAAGUUCGGAAACCUUGUCAACACCAACCACCGUCACGACGAGGAGCACGAGCAGAAGACCGAUGCCAAACGGACACGAAUUGCUGAAGGCCACCGCUUCCAAUCUUUCGCACCCGAGCGCCUCGGCAACAACGUCAAAUGGUACAUCGACGGCAGAGAUUAUUUCCACGCCGUGUCGGUCGGAUUGGAACGCGCCAAGGAGACCAUUUACAUCGCAGACUGGUGGCUGAGUCCUGAGUUGUUCCUGCGACGACCGCCGUACUACAACCAAGAAUGGCGUCUCGACUAUACCCUCAAACGUGCGGCUGAACGUGGCGUCAAGAUCUAUGUCAUUGUCUACCGCGAAGUGGAGGCCGCCUUGACAUGUAAUUCGCAGCACACCAAGAAGGCACUCAUGGGUCUUUGCCCGGAAGGUACGCCAGGAUAUGGCAACAUUCGGGUCAUGCGCCAUCCCGAUCACAACGUCUUUGAGAAUGCUGGCGACAUGACUUUCUACUGGGCACACCAUGAGAAGUUCAUCGUCAUUGACUAUGACCUGGCAUUCAUCGGAGGACUGGACCUCUGUUUUGGACGCUGGGAUAACAAACAGCACCCGCUCGCCGAUGUCCAUCCUGCCGGUGUGCGUACGGAAAUCUUCCCGGGACAAGAUUUCAACAACAACCGUAUCAUGGACUUUAAGGGAGUAGACGACUGGAAGAGCAAUGAGUUGAACAAAGGCGAUUACGGAAGAAUGCCGUGGCACGAUAUAGCCAUGGGACUCGAAGGCCCUUGCAUUUACGACAUCGCGGAACACUUUGUGCUGCGUUGGAAUUUCUGCAAGCGCGACAAAUACAAGCGCGAUGAUCGUUAUGAUUGGCUCACGCUGACAGGGCGGACGGGCGAGGACGAAGAUUUGAUCGGCGUACAGCGACCUAAGCAUCCCGUCGGAGACUACAUCCACCAUCCGCUGUCACCUCUGGAUGGUAAGCACGGCGAUCCGCGCCCAGGACGCAUGCCUCAACACCCUCUCGGCCAACAAGAAGCGCUCGCAGCCGAUGAAACCGACGAGAAGUAUCACUACACCAGAGAUGACGUCGACGAACAUGGCUAUCGUCACGACCAACACCGUCACGGGCACGGCUUAGAGAAACAUCUCCAUGAGCGCAGUCGAUCCAAGCUAAAUUUACACCAGGAUGAAGCACAACCUAAUGUAUUGCCGUCCGGGCUACACGAGCACCGACACUCGGAGGAGCAGCAGCAGGAAAACGUCAAAAUGACCGGCAAUGAUGUCAAAAAGGAGGGCUGGGUGACGGCUUCUGGCGGAGUCGAUGCAAAAAGUCGAGGUUACGUCUCAGAUGUGGUUGGAAAGCACCCUGAAGUCGGACGCGGCACAAUCCAUGCCCAGCUAGUCCGCUCGUCUGCCGAUUGGUCCUCCGGUAUCUUGACGGAACAAAGCAUUCAGAACGCUUACUGCGAGAUCAUUCGUGCCGCAAAGCACUACGUCUACAUUGAGAAUCAGUUCUUCAUCACGGCGACAGGGGACAAGCAAGCCCCGGUACACAACUUGAUCGGUGCAGCAAUCGUGGAUGCUUGUGUGGCCGCACAUAGAGAGGGCCGGAAAUUUCGAGUGAUCAUAAUGCUUCCGUCUAUUCCAGGAUUCGCUGGAGAUUUGCGCUCAGAUCCGGCCAUCGGUACUCGGGCGAUCAUGGACUACCAAUACAAAUCGAUCUGUCGUGGCGAGGAAAGUAUCUUCGGAAAGAUCAAUGCCGCAGGUGCAGAUCCCACCAAGUACGUUUUCUGCUUCAACCUGAGAAGCUAUGAUCGUCUUAACAAAACACCCGGGCUCAAGGACAAGGAAGCGAAGAGCGGUAUCACAUAUCAGGAUUUGCAGCGCGCCAACGAAGAAGAGAUUAUGUCAGAGGGACUUGAGACACCAGACGCUGAGAAGGCCAAAGUUGAGACGCUGAAGAACAAGACCAAAGACACCAAGGAGGGCGGCUUCAGUGGCUUGCUGAAUAAGGUGAAAAGCCUGGGCAUCUCUAGCAAAGACAAAGAAGAUGACGAAGAAGAAAAACCCGGUGACACAUUUGAGACUUCAGCAAGCGCAGCUGAGAAGAGAAGGCAGUUUGAAGACUAUGAAGGAGUAAUUGGUAACCAGAGCGAAGGCAAAGACCCCAAAUCUGGUAGCGCCGAUACCAUCGCAAAAGGUGCUUUGAUUGACGAGAAGCCUCCAAGUCAGGAGAUCUACGCUGGUCGCGGGGAGAACGGCGAGCCAAUUGGCGACAGUGAGGCCGAUGAAGAUUUGCGUCAGCAAGAGGUAGAGAACUUUGUUCAGGAGGAACUCUACAUUCAUGCUAAGUUGUUGAUCGUCGAUGAUCGAAUUGUCGUCUGCGGUUCGAGCAACAUCAACGAUCGUAGCCAACUGGGCUUCCACGACUCCGAGCUGAGCAUCGUCAUGGAAGACACCCGCGAGCUCCCCUCGAAGAUGGACGGCCAAGACUUCGCCGCAGGACACCACGCUGCGACUCUACGCCGCAUGCUCUGGCGCGAACAUCUCGGCCUCAUCCCUCCCCAAGAUCUCGACGCCCGCGACGAAAUCAACGCCCAGCCCCCCUCCGACGGCCCCAACGAAUGGUUCUCCGGCGACAAAUGGGACAAAUUUGUCGAAGACCCCCUCUCCGACGAGCUCUGGGACACCUGGACCACGCAAGCCACCGUGAACACCAAAAUCUUCCGCCAUCUCUUCCACGCCGAUCCCGACGACAACGUCAAAAACUUUGACGACUACGAUCGCUUCCUGGGCGCCCAAGGCAGCCGCAAGUCGGGACAUCUAUAUGAUCUGUUCCAGCCCGUGGACAUCGUCCGCCAGGAGUUGGAUAAGAUUAAGGGCCAUCUGGUUUGGAUGCCGUUGAAAUUCCUGAAGGAUGCCGAGAUGGCGGAGAAGGGAUUGCAGGUAAUCAUUCAAUCCCCGGAUGAUCUUCCUUCCAACCCAUAUCUCUACAUCAUCAAAUAUUCAAAACCUCUCCCUUCUGAGCCAAGGUCAAAAGAAUGGGGGUCUUCUACGAGAGGAUGUGACAGCGCUGACCGACAUCCACCCGCAUCGCACACAAUCCAGAUCUACCAAUGGAUCCUCACGCAAAAGAUCCUGUGGGUCGCCACCGCCCCGCUGUCCGCUGCGGGCCACGUCAACGUCAGCCCCAAGGGCGGCGAGUAUUUCGGCCUGGUCGACAACAAGACGUUUUGGUACAUGGAUCUCUCCGGCAGCGGCGUCGAGACCAUCGCGCAUUUGCGCGAGAACGGCCGCAUCACGGUCAUGUUCAAUGCCUUCGAGGGCUCGCCGAGGAUCGUGAGGCUCUGGGGACACGGGAAAAUCCUCGAACGCGAAUCUCCCCAGUACGCCUCCUUCGUUUCCCGAAAUUCCGUCCAGACCAUCCCCGCCACGCGCUCCAUCAUCGUCGUGGAUGUGCACCAGGUCGGGUCCUCGUGCGGCUACUCGGUGCCGUUCUUCGAAUUCAAAAACUUUCGCCAGACCCUCAAUCAGGUCUUUGAGAAGCGGGAGAAGGACUUGCUGGGAGGCGACGCGGACAAGACCAUGGAUCGGUAUUGGGCCUACAAAAACGCCUGGAGCGUCGACGGGCUACCGGGAAUGCACCGAGGUCAAGCGACCGCGAUCGCGGAGCACGUCGCGCCCAUAACGAAAAUGAUCGGUGAUUCUGCCCCCAUCGAUGCGUGCGGCCCGGGCUCGUCGACGCGAUCCGCGAGACUGCGACAUCACUUUGCGAUGCUGCGGCGUGUGCAAUUCGAUGUGGUGAGUAUGGCGACGGUUGCGUUGGUGAUGUUUUUGCUUGGGAUCGCCGUGGCGAUCUAUGGACCGGCGUUAUUUGCUCAGGUGGCUGGGCGUCAGUAA
Molecule: messenger RNA, 4005 nt
Organism: Dissoconium aciculare CBS 342.82
Lineage: Eukaryota; Fungi; Ascomycota; Dothideomycetes; Mycosphaerellales; Dissoconiaceae
Product: phospholipase D/nuclease
Exons: 10
Coding region: 1-4005 (1334 amino acids)
Biological process (GO): cell motility
Molecular function (GO): catalytic activity
Source: RefSeq, a predicted model, not a curated record